This is a messenger RNA of Coregonus sp. 'balchen', 9709 nucleotides long. NCBI's taxonomy places the organism in Eukaryota, Metazoa, Chordata, Actinopteri, Salmoniformes, Salmonidae. The record is from the annotation of a GenBank genome assembly.
AUGCCGUGAGAGGUGUGUGUCGAUUGGACAGAAUCAGAUGUCAAUCAAGACGUUGCUAUGGCAAGAUACAUUGCCCUGGAGUCAGUGUUUAAUACUUACUUUAUAUAACAGCGUUCUACAUCCCCAAUGUGGAAUUUCUGUUCAAUAUUAGAUUUAACAGAUCAAUCAAUCGUUUAUUGAUCGGUGGAUUUAAUAAGUGAAUGAAUGAAAAAUGAUUGAAAGCUGUUAAAUGAAGAAGCUGUUGUGUUGAUAAAACACAGAUCUCCUUUGUGGCCUUUCUUAUGGGUAAAUCUUUUUUAAAUAAAUAUUGUCAUUUUUUUCCUUUCAUCCAAAUAAGAUAAUCAGUAGAUCUAGGAGCAACCUCAUGGUGGGUUGCGUUCUUUAAGUACUGCACAUCGAGCCUGUAAGACGGAGGCCUUUUUCCUUCAUUAUAACUUACAGGAGACAGACGAUACAACUAUACAGUGGUCAAGACGGUUACUGUUAGGAGUCUACAGCACAGUAUGCAUGUGUGGUUCUUACGGCUCCCUCUGGCCUCUGGGAGUAGGGGGAAGUUGCCCCUAGUUGCUGAUCCUGGGUCAGUUUACCAUUUCCCCCCACUAAUGGUUAAGGUUAGGUUUGUGGGAGGGGAAGCUGAUCCUAGAUCUGUGCUUGGGGGAAACGUCACCCCAGAGCGCAUCUCUGAAGGAGAGGUUUCUCAGACAGUCCAGGUCUAGGAGAGGAUUUGUCGCUAUUUUUUAUUUUGGUUUUGGUUGCAUCCCAUUUGGUUGCAUCACUUUUUAUAGUGCACUACUUUUGACAAGGGCCCAUAGGAUUCGGGUCAAAAGUAGUGCACUAUAUAGGAAAUUGGUGCAAUUUGGAAUGCACACUCUGUACAUGUUGAAGUCAGGACCAUCUCUACUAGGCCAGUGAGUACCUCACAUGUACGCUAGACUCCUCUGUCUCAGAGCAAUGUCCUCUUCCAUGAGUUGGGGUCAAUUCCAUUUCAAUUCUGGAGGUACACUGAAAUUCCAAUUUCUUCAAUGCUUUUCAGUUAGAGAAUUGUUUUAUUUGGUUUACUUUCUCAAUUGACUGGAAUUGAAAUUGAGUUGACCCCAACCCUGCACAGAUACACACAGUAGCCUUCUGUCUGAGCUGAGGCAUUACCUGUUCGAAACGACCAAAAUCUAUCGACUCUUGUUUGUUUUUUCUAAGAGAUGAUAUCCUUAGGGGGUUGUGUUUAUUCUUUCGUGGUUUGUUUAUUUUUUUCUACUUAUUACAAUUGUUCUGAGAUCUUCUGUAAUGUGAGAUUGUUACUGAAAAGAAAACACUAGUUUAUGCAAAUGUAUAAAUGGAAAAAAACAAAGCAUCACCAACGAAAGAAGCCUUGAGAAAAUGUAGUUUUUUUGAUUGUCCCAUCAUGAUCCUUUAUCUACGACAUUAAAACUGUUGAUUACAGUUUGGUAAUCUUAACUUUUUUUGGUAAACUUAACUUAAGUUAAGUUUUUAACUUAAGACCAACUUGGUUACUACUGCUUUGGAGUAGAACGGUGGCCUUGGAGCCCUACAGACCCACACACACACACACACACACACAGCCAUCUGGCCAGUGCAUCAGUAUGCAACCACGUGGAGGACCUUGGCUUGGGAAUGAAUAGAUCAGAUUGAGGUAUAAGAAGAGCGGAGAGCAAGUAAAACUCCGGUACUGCAGGAUAAUGUCUUGUCUCAGACACAGUUUGAACAAUUUAACAGAUACUGCACAACAGUUCCAAGGUAUUAUGGAAAAUGUGCAAUUCUGAAGGUUCAGGUUUAUUGUCCUUGGGUAACCUCUCUGUAGUUUAUAGACAAAGCAGCAGCUACACAAAACCAAUGACAUGCUGUUUCUGGCUAAUGUGGCCAUUAAAGAAUAAAGCACAAUCUGAAAUGUCUAGACAAAUAAGAGUUGCUGCUUAGUGCCGUCUGCAAUCUCGAGCUUCCCCAUUUCCAUUAUUCAUAACACACACACACGAGGUCCUCUGAGACCAGGCCACGCUGCCGUUUCUGCUCUAACUGACAGAGAAAAGCAAGAUGUGACAAACAGUAGACUUUCCUCUUUUUAGUGGUAAUAUGCCCCCAUGUGUUAUCUGAAGUUGGAGUUCGUUGGACGGGCAUAGCAUGGAUGACAUUUAUGGGUUUUCUGAUUUGCAGUUGUUUGAGGUUAUAACCUGCAUAUUUACAAUAAAAAUUUAACUACGUUUAUUGGGUUAGGCUACUUUUAUAUUCUUACAUUAUUUUUAUUUUAACUUGGUGAGAUGUCUUAUGAGUCUAUACUGCCCUCUGGUGGUUAUUUACAGUGGUGCACUCCAUGCCUGCAUUUCAAUUUGACCCAGAGGCAAAGAUCAGAUAAGAGAAGACAGCUUGGUAAUUCAUGUUUUAUUUCUAAUUAAUUUCUGCCUGCGUAAAGCAGAGAAUAAAUAUCAAUAUGAUAUGCAGCAGCAGUGAGACUUCUUGGUUGGUCUAAACCAGUGUAGAUACUGUAGUAGGUCUUGGUAACGCGUCAGUGUGUUGGACCUUCAGGUCUAGUAACUUUCCUGGAGGGUUGCUACUAGCCCAGGUGCCAGUCUAUCUGCUUCUGCUCAUGUUUGGCAUGGAAACUCCAUAAGGAGUUGGCAAGAGAGCAGGAACAGACUGCCUUCCGGUUCCAGGCUAGGUUGCCACCCCUGCUGGCUAAAAUACGCAAUAGGUUCAGAAUGGUUGUAGGUUGACUAGAAGCACGUUCUCUCCCCGUAUGAAGAGCUGGUUGACGUGGCGUGUGUGAACCCUCCCGUAGGGCUGGGGCCCUCUUCUCUGGGGCCCCUCGGUCCCUGACUCCUGACCUUUAACAUUUGACCCCUGGGUCUUAGCUGUGGCCCCUAGGGCUCCAGGUUCAUUGCCCACUGUGGCCCUCGCAAGUCGGGGGUCCACUGCCCUAGGGUCCCCUCUCCUCCUGAGGUCCCCUCGUCUGCCGUCUCUGGUUUGGGUCUCAGACGGGGGAUGGAAGGGUUCAGCUUUCCUCUUGUCUAUCUGCUUCUUCUCACAUUCUCUCAGCGCCGCACUCUCCUGGAGUUUCAACUUGUCAAAGAGCUACAGAAGGAGAGGGGGGACAAAGGGGUUAAAACAGUCUUUGCGAUAGCUAAUGAGUUUGUUUUCUGAAUGCAGAGAAUGAUAAUGGCUGUACCUUUUUUAGUGAGUGUUACAUGAUCUGGAAAUGUCAUCAUCUGCAUCCAAAACAACACCCUAUUCUCUAGAAUGCACCACUAGACUAGAGGAUCAGAGCCCUUCGGUGGCAGCCAGACCUACCCGUGUGACAGUUAGGGCCUUCUCGUGGUAGAGAGCUUCACCCAGCAGAGGUUCCCUGUAGGUCUCAUCUACAUCUACCAUCGCCUGGCAGGGAGAGAGAGAGGAGAGGGAAUAGAGUGUGAGUGAGAGAGAGGACAGCGAUGUGUAAGGUUAUGUGGCGGCAGGUAGCUUAGUGGUUAAGAGCGUUGUGCCAGUAACCGAAAGGUCGCUGGUUCUAAUCCCCGAGCCGACUAGGUGAAAAAUCUGUCUGUGCCCUUGAGCAAGGCACUUAACCCUAAUUGCUCCUGUAAGUCGCUCUGGAUAAGAGCGUCUGCUAAAUGACUAAAAUGUUAAAUGUAAUGUGAGCACUGUCUUACAUCAGACUAUAGUCUAGUCUGUAAGCCACCAUUCUCAUCGACGGGGCUGUAGUGGAACAGGUUGAGAGCUUCAAGUUCCUUGGUGUCCACAUCACCAACGAACUAUCAUGGUCCAAACACACCAAGACAGUCGUGAAGAGGGCACGACAAAGCCUAUUCCCCCUCAGGAGACUAAAAAGAUUUGGCAUGGGUCCUCAGAUCCUCAAAAAAUUCUACAGCUGCACCAUCGAGAGCAUCCUGACUGGUUGCAUCACCGCCUGGUAUGGCAACUGCUUGGCCUCUGACCGCAAGGCACUACAGAGGGUAGUGCGUACGGCCCAGUACAUCACAGGGGCAAAGCUCCCUGCCAUCCAGGACCUCUAUACCAGGCGGUGUCAGAGGAAGGCCCUCAAAAUUGUCAAAGACUCCAGUCACCCUAGUCAUAGACUGUUCUCUCUGCUACCGCACGGCAAGCGGUACCGGAGUGCCAAGUCUAGGUCCAAAAGACUUCUCAACAGCUUCUACCCCCAAGCCAUAAGACUCCUGAACAGCUAAAUCAUGGCUACCCGGACUAUUUGCACUGCCCCCCCACCCCAUACUUUUUACGCUGCUGCUACUCUGUUAAGUAUUUAUGCAUAGUCACUUUAACUCUACCCACAUGUACAUAUUACCUCAACUACCUCAACUAGCCGGUGCCCCCGCACAUUGACUAUGCAACGGUACCCCCCUGUAUAUAUAGCCUCCCUACUGUCACUUUAUUCUAUUGUAUAUAUAGCCUCCCUACUGUCACUUUAUUUUUACUUCUGCUCUUUUUUUCUCAACACUUUUUUGUUGUUUUAUUCUUACUUUUUCUGUUUAAAAUAAAUGCACUGUUGGUUAAGGGCUGUAAGUAAGCAUUUCACUGUAAUGUCUGCACCUGUUGUAUUCGGCGCAUGUGACCAAUAAAAUUUGAUUUGAUUUGAUUUGAUUUGAUUUGAGAGGCGGUGUAGGGUAAGGGCGAGGGAAGGGGGUGAGCUCUCACCAUGUUCCAAAACUUGUCGAAGGCCACUAUAAAGCCAGAACACACUCCACGGAGCCCCUUGAAGGUUCUGAUGUGAACUUUCACCCUGAUCCUCUCCUCCACGCAGCGGUGCAGCUCCCCCAGAGGACUUCCUGUAUGGACUGUAUAAACAGGAAGUAGACAUGAAAUAGAAUUCACCUGGCUGAAAUAGAAUUCUCCUGGCUGUCAACCACAAGUUUGACUCAUCAAUAAUGCCCCACAUAUCAAUAAAGUGUUUUAAUUUGCCUAUAUAUGUGGCAAUAUGAGACAAUGAUCAUAAGUAAGAAUGAAAGAGGUCAUGUUUUGAUCCGAAACCAAACCACCAAAAACUAAAUUAUUCAAAGCAGACCUACAAUAGCUAGAAAUAAUUCACGACAUACGAGGCAUCCUGGUCAGGACAUUCUUGGCAGCCUUCUGCAUUCUACAACGCCGGGCAGUGCCGCUGGUCCCCUCCUCUCCAUCUUCUCCCUCUAUCGGGUUGUUCACCAUCAACCUCUUCAGUUUCUCUAUCCUCUCCGGAUCCGCUACACCUUUCCUAGCUUUCCUCUGUUUUUUCUCCACGUUCUCCGGCUUGGCGCGGCCCCGCCCCCCCUUCAGAAAGCUCUCAUACUCCGCAAUGUUGUUGAAGCAUUUCACGUUGGGGUAUGGAAGAGGCACUGUAGUCGAGUAGAGCGCCAGGAGUGGAUCAAAUUUAUCGGAGGUGACGUCCAACUUUGCCGCGAUAUCAUCUUCUUCUUCUGCCGUAUGUUCGGUUGCAUCUGAAGCACAUGCACUUGUUGAUUCUUUCUUUUCUGAUUCUGGACAUUUUUGUUGUUUAUCUCCUCUUCUUUCCCUCUCCUCCAUGUUUGAAACAACCGCAGACAUGCACGAGGCUAAGAAUCAUGGGAAAGUUAUUCUUCCGCUGCAUUUCUCUAUUUUCACCAGGAGAGGGCGCUGAAGUACCAUGCAGCAGAAUUGAGGCAGAUGCAACAAAAUUACAUAUUAGUUGUUUUUUUAUAAUUUUUUUAAGGGAAUUAUGUCCAGGAACUGAACUAAAAGAUAAUCAACAAAAAUAAUUAAUAUUAGUUUGUUUUUGUUUCUUCUUUUUUUGUAGUGAGAUCGUAGAUGAGAAACUGUUCCGGAACUGAAAUUCGCAGUAUCUGUUCGAGUAGGACCUAUUUGGUGGAUGGACUGUUUACAAUCGCUGGCGAAAAUAACUUGUUCUGUCCUUUGCCAGCUACAUUCUCACAAAAACAUUUUUUUUACAGCACUGCCUCGACAAUAGCAUCACUUACAAUGAUUCAACUAAAGUAAACUAAGUUAUAGCAUUGUAUUAAGGAAGUAUUCAUCAUGAUCCGAAGAGGAUGACAACCAUUUGUAAGUACACUAUAUAUACAAAAGUAUGUGGACACCUCUUGAAAUUAUUGGAUUCGGCUAUUUCAGCCACACCCGUUGCUGACUGGUGUAUAAAAUCGAGCACACAGCCAUGUAAUCUCCAUAGACAAACAUUGGCAGUAGAAUGGCCUUACUGAAGAGCUCAGUGCCUUUCAACGUGGCACGGUCAUAUGGUGCCACCUUUCCAACAAGUUCAUCAAAUUUCUUCCUUGCUAGAGCUACCCCAGUCAACUGUAAGUGCUGUUAUUGUGAAGUGGAAACAACGGCUCAGCCGCGAAGUGUUAGGCCACACAAGCUCACAGAACGGGACCGCCGAGUGCUGAAGCGCGUAGCGUGUAAAGUCGUCUGUCCUCGGUUGCAACACUCACUACCGAGUUCAAACUGCCUGUGGAAGUAACGUCAACACAAGAACUGUUCGUCGGGAGCUUUGUGAAAUGGGUUUCCAUGGCCGAGCAGCUGCACACUGCCGAAUAUCACCAUGUGUCAAUGCCAAGCGUCAGCUAGAGUGGUGUAAAGCUCGCUGCCAUUGGACUCUGGAGCAGUGGAAACGCGUUCUCUGGAGUGAUGAAUCAUACUUCACCAUCUGGCAGUUAGAUGGACGAAAGUUUGGUGGAGGAGGAAUGAGGGUCUGGGGCUGUUUUUCAUGAUUCGGGCUUGGCCCCUUAGUUCCAGUGAAGGGAAAUCGUAAUGCUACAGCAUACAAUUACAUUCUAGACGAUUCUGUGCUUCCAACUUUGUGGCAACAUUUUAGGGAAGGCCCUUUCCUGUUUCAGCAUAACAAUGCCCCCGUGCACAAAGCAAGGUCCAUACAGAAAUGGUUUGUCGAGAUCGGUGUGGAAGAACUUGACUGGCCUGCACAGAGCCCUGACCUCAACCCCAUCGAAGACCUUUGGGAUUAAUUGGCAUCCUCUCCUCUCUUCUGAACUGAAUGAUCUGUGCAGACUGAAUAUGUGGAGAAAAUCGUUACCAUAAAAGGAAGUUCCUGUCCCAUUUCACAGUCAAUUGCUUAGUGACCAAGAAGGAAGGGAAGGAGGCAUUUUAUUAUUGAGAUGCACCCUUGAAGUGGACUGGGGAAACUGAAUGAGAAGCCAGGUGACAAAUUACCACUAGUGUUAGUAACUGUAGCUCGACCCACUGACUGACUGACCCACUGACUGACUGACCGACUGACUGACCGACCCACUGACUGACUGACUGACUGACCCUGUGUUGCUGUAGGUUUGCAGAGCAGCACAACUUCCUGAAGCCCAAUGAUGACAGAGCUCUGGGUCUGAUGACGCGCAGUGCCAGGUCUGUCAUGGAGGACCUGGAUGACAUCAUCAUCUCGUACGGACAGAGUGACGAGUUCAGCUUCGUCUUCAAGUGGACCUCCAACUGGUUCAAGAGGAGAGCCAGGUAAUAGAAUGUACAGAGAGACACACACACACCGCCACACAGACACUCCCCAACCACACACAUCCACAGCCACACACAAUAAAUGUUUAUUGCGUUUGAGUGACCCCUCACUUUUCUCAUCUUCUCCCUCCUCUACCUGCCCUCCUCCAUCCACCCUCCACUCCUCUCCCCCUCCUCUACCUGCCCUCUUCCAUCCACCCUCCACUCCUCUCCCCCUCCUCUACCUGCCCUCCUCCAUCCACCCACCCUCCACUCCUCUCCCCCUCCUCUACCUGCCCUCCUCCAUCCAUCCACCCUCCACUCCUCUCCCCCUCCUCUACCUGCCCUCCUCCAUCCACCCACCCUCCACUCCUCUCCCCCUCCUCUACCUGCCCUCCUCCAUCCACCCACCCUCCACUCCUCUCCCCCUCCUCUACCUGCCCUCCUCCAUCCAUCCACCCUUCACUCCUCUCCCCCUCCUCUACCUGCCCUCCUCCAUCCACCCACCCUCCACUCCUCUCCCCCCUCCUCUACCUGCCCUCCUCCAUCCACCCACCCUCCACUCCUCUCCCCCUCCUCUACCUGCCCUCCUCCAUCCACCCACCCACCCACCCUCCACUCCUCUCCCCCUCCUCUACCUGCCCUCCUCCAUCCACCCUCCACUCCUCUCCCCCUCCUCUACCUGCCCUCCUCCAUCCACCCACCCUCAACUCCUCUCCCCCUCCUCUACCUGCCCUCCUCCAUCCAUCCACCCUCCACUCCUCUUCCCCUCCUCUACCUGCCCUCCUCCAUCCCCCCUCCUCCCCCCUACAGUAAGCUGAUGACCUAUGUAGUGUCCCAGUUCUCCUCUUCCUAUGUGUUCUACUGGAGGGACUAUUUCGGAGACCAGCCCCUCCUCUACCCCCCAGGGUUUGACGGGCGGGUGGUUCUGUAUCCUAGCAACCGCAACCUCCGGGACUACCUCAGCUGGAGGCAGGCUGACUGUAAGUGUACACACACACACACUCUCCUAUUCCCCCAAUACAUGAUCCUGUGGGUGUGUGCUUUGAAUACAGUAGAUUUUCUUCCAUAUUUCUGGUUCUCUUUCAUAAUCCUGUGUGUGUGCUCUCCAGGUCAUCUCAACAACCUGUAUAACAGUGUUUUGGACGUUGGUGCAGAAAGGUGGACUCACCACUACACAGGCAGAGGAUAGGCUAAAGGUGAGACUUACUCCAGUCAGAUUAGCAUAAUUACAGCUUUGGGGGUAUGUCACAGUCUUAAAAUAUCUGCUCUUUUUGAGGUAUGUAAUUUUCUAAGGGGCAUCUGCUUGUUGGUCAUAACUUUAUAAUUAUUAUGAUAAUAGCUUUAGGAUGGAUGACUACAUCAUGUUGUUUACUUUCACUGAAAACUACCUCAGUUGACCUUUCCAUAUUUAAUUUACCAAGCCCUUUAGAUACAUAAUCAAAUCUCUGAUGUAUCUCCCUCUCUCUCGGCCUCUGUCUGUCUCUCUCUCUCUCUCGCUCCCUCUCUCUUGGUCUCUGUCUGUCUCUCUCUCUCCCAGGGAACGUUGGCAGCAGAUAAGAAUGAGAUCAUGUUUUCUGAGUUUGAUAUCAAUUACAACAAGGAGCCUCUGGUCCACAGGAAAGGAACCACCCUCAUCUGGGAGAAGGUGAGAUCUCAGGUUGUCUUUAAUGCACCCUAUUCCUUAUAUAGAGCCUCCUGUCAAAAGUAGUGCACUAUAUAGAGAAUAGGAUGCCAUUUCAGAUCCAUUCAUAGAAAUACUUCCUGGCUUGUGUGUGAGGGCAGUAGGUAGCGGUUAAGAGCGUUUGGCCAGUCACUGAAAUGCCUCUGGUUUGAAUCCCAGAGAUGACUAGGUAAAAAAAUCGGUCAAUGUGCCCUUGAGCAAGGCACUUAAUCCUAAUUGCUCCAGGGUCGCCUUGCUCAUCCCUGGCCGUGACACCCCACUCCAAGGGUGUCUGGGGGAGUGAGAUUAUAAUUCACACGUCUGAAGUAGGACAAAUGUAAGCACCCACCUGCUAAUUACUAUUAUUAUUAUAUUAUUAUGAUGGUUAACCCCAUCAUUCGCUUCUGUCAAACUCUCUACCCCCCUUCCUCCCUCCCUCUGUCCCAGCUGGAAGAAACAGUGACCAAGACUGUGAUGCUCCCCAACGAGGAGAAGGAGGAGGAGGAGGAGGAGGAGGAGGUGCCAGUGACACGCACCAGGAGACGUGUCAGUGCCCACCACUGUGACGUCAUAGGGGACCAGUUCUGGGAGGAACACCCCCACAUUCUAGAAGAUGACAACUGCUGA